Rubroshorea leprosula is the source of this 708-nucleotide messenger RNA. Lineage: Eukaryota; Viridiplantae; Streptophyta; Magnoliopsida; Malvales; Dipterocarpaceae. The record is from the annotation of a GenBank genome assembly.
AACUAACAGCCUUCUUCUUCUUCUUCUUCUUAUUCCUCAGAGGUUGUUACGUGGAAACAUUUCAUAUUAAUCAAGUUUGUUGCCAUCAGUGAAUUUAGAAGUAAAUUGUUGACUUGUCUAUUGUGAAUUGGUUUUAAGUUUGCUUAUUCGAUCCAAGAAGAUGAGGAGCAAAGGAAACAAGAAGAGUAAGUUGAUGAAGAUCAUACUUGCACCCAUCAAAGUUUUGAGCAAAGCCAGGGACUUCUACGUGAAGGGAAUGGAUGAUUGGGCGAGUCGGCUUGGGAACGGUGGGGUGAUGGGUGGCCCUGGCGUCCAUGUCUCGCAGUUGCCCAAGAGUUUCAGUUUCAAAUCCUCAAGAUCAAGCGACAGUGAAGAGGAAUUAGCGGAGCUUUUGCGUUCAGCAUCAAAGAGAGCGAUGGAGUGUAAAGAACGUCAAGAAAAGAAUGUGAGAGAGAGGGCUGGGAUGCAGGGGAUGCGGAGCUACAGUGUGGGAAUUGGGAAGAUUGGGAGGAUUGAUGAGGACAAGCCUUGUUCCUUCGAGGAAGAUGUGGUGUAUCCAAGGAGUAGAAGUUGUGCUGUGGGGAGGAAUGUGGUGGUGUAUCGUUAGUGAAGGGAUGUGGAAAGGAGUUCCAUCAGUUCUUGAUUUUCUUUUCUUUAUUAUUUACAUGGAAACUGAUCUGGAAAUUGGAAUACAAGCUGUGAAUUUUC